This is a messenger RNA of Thunnus maccoyii (southern bluefin tuna), 3317 nucleotides long. Its product is annotated as oxysterol-binding protein-related protein 10. Bases 10 to 2799 code for a protein of 929 amino acids. The transcript has 13 exons. Gene Ontology annotation, molecular function: cholesterol binding. Gene Ontology annotation, cellular component: membrane; cytosol; intracellular membrane-bounded organelle. NCBI's taxonomy places the organism in Eukaryota, Metazoa, Chordata, Actinopteri, Scombriformes, Scombridae. The record is from RefSeq and is a predicted model, not a curated record.
UUUUAAGGCAUGAUAAUGUAUAUAAAAGGAUUGCAUUGUAAUAUCCGGGGGCUGGUCCAGAGUAAAGUGGGAGUGUCUGCGCUCUGCUCUCCCUUCCUACCAGGAAAACGCUGGAGGAGACCCACAGUGCCACACAGCCGCGCACUGCAGAGGAGGGAGCAGGGCACGAAUACCACCGAGGAAUAUGUCCGCCUUCUUACGCACCGAGGGACGCACAAACCAACGGCGCAGCGCGGUCGAUGCAUACCCACUGCCUCUCCUUUAGUUCAGCACACACGCAUCGCCGUGUUUACCACUUAUGCUCUGGUGAAACCUUCCCUGCUGCUGCUGCUGCUGCUGCUGCUGUUGCUGCUUCUGGUCCACUCCUGUCCCCUCCUCCCUUCUCCUCCUCCUCCUCCUCCUCCUCCUCCUGUUCUCCACCGUCCCGUCGCCAGGAUGGACAAGACGCUCUGCAGUCCGCAUCCCGGGACCAACAAAACCAACUCCUCGGACCGCGGGAACUCAUCGUCGAGGAAGCCCGUGCGGACCGGGUCGCAUAGCCCCGGCUCCGGCUCACUUGGCGGCCCGGCUGGAGCAGGAGGCAGCCGGGGAGCUUUGCUGGGGAACAGCAUGAAUUUGCAGCAGCAGGCGCGCAAGCGGCAGCUGGAGGGAGUGCUGAGCAAAUACACCAACCUGAUCCAAGGCUGGCAGAACAGGUACUUUGUAUUAGAUCCAGAGUUGGGACAGCUGCAGUACUUCGUCAACGAGCAGGGAAAAAGCCAGAAGCCCCGUGGGUCCCUUCCCUUGAUCGGUGCCUCAGUAACACCGAGCGAAGAGGCUCCGCACAUGUUCAUUGUAAACUCUGUCAAUGGAGAGCUGUACAAACUUAGAGCCUCAGACGCGAAGGAGCAGCAGUUUUGGAUCAGUCAGCUCCAAGCGUGUGCCAGACGUCACUCUGACAGCAGUGCCAAGGUGAGGAAGCUGAAGAGCUCAGAUGAACACCUGAGUGUGGAAAAAACAGGAGGAGGCCAGGAGAUGCUGGGCUCCUCAUCCUCUGGUCGGACCCGUAGCUUCUCCCUCCUCCCCCACCUAACCCCAUCUUCAUCCCCGGGUUCCCAGAGGCACCUGGGGCACACGGCCUCACCCAGCAACAUCGUAACCAUCACCCACCACAAAUCUCCGGCUGCAGCUCGGCGGGCCAAGAGUCAGUACCCAGGACGGCUGCUGGAGGUCAAAGAGGUGAUGUCCCAAGCAGAAGGCCAACAAAAGAACCUUGUCCAGUCCAUUGACUCACUACCUACCAAAGGCCCCCUCUCCUGUCUGGACCAGGACCUGCUGCUGCUCAAAGCCACAUCGGCCGCCACCCUCAGCUGUCUGGGAGAGUGCCUGACCAUCCUCCAACAGACCCAGAGCCACAGCCAGGCACCACCUCAGUCCCAGGCCUCCCAGCGCAAUCACGGAGCCCCCUCCGAUGGUGUUCCUGUGUGGACUGUACCAAAGUCGCCCUCAGGGGAGCAGUUGAAGAACGGAGGUCUGACUCCUCUGCGAUCAGCCGAGCCUUCCCCGGCCCUCAGGAAAAGGAGUCUGUCCCAUGGUGCUGAGCAGCACCAAGGGCUGGAAGACAUCAGCCCCAUUGAGGAGGUGACAGACACGGAGGACAACGAGGAGGAGGACCUGGGUGUCCUGGACGACCAGCGGAGCAUCAUUCUCCACCUGCUCUCCCAGCUCAAACUGGGCAUGGACCUCACACGGGUGGUGCUACCUACCUUCAUCUUGGAAAAGAGAUCACUGCUGGAGAUGUACGCCAACUUCAUGGCCCACCCUGACAUGUUCCUGUCGAUCACAGCUGGAGCCACAGCCGAGGACCGUAUCGUCCGCUUUGUAGAGUACUACCUGACCGCCUUCCACGAGGGGCGAAAGGGCGCCGUGGCCAAGAAGCCCUACAACCCCGUGCUGGGGGAGACCUUCCACUGUUCCUGGGAAGUGCCUCGGGACAAAGUCAAACCUUUGGUCCGAUCGAACCAGGGGCCCGCCCGGGAGCCAGGCAGGGGCCCCAACAACACGCAGCAGCCUGACGAUUCACCGGGAGGCUGCUACAGAGUCCGCUUUGUGGGCGAGCAGGUGUCCCAUCAUCCGCCAGUUUCAGGGUUUUACUGUGAGUGCCGGGAGAGGAGGAUGUGUGUCAACGCCCACGUAUGGACCAAGAGCAAGUUCAUGGGCAUGUCUAUAGGGGUGUCCAUGGUCGGGGAAGGAGUCUUGUGUCUCCUGGAGCACGAUGAGGAGUACGUCUUCACGUUGCCGUGUGCCUACGCCCGUUCCAUCCUCACUGUGCCCUGGGUGGAACUGGGGGGCAAAGUCUCCAUCAACUGUGCCAAGAGCGGCUACACGGCAACGGUCACCUUUCACACCAAGCCUUUCUACGGCGGGAAGGUGCACAGAGUGACCGCAGAGGUCAAACACAACCCAACCAACACCAUCGUGUGUAAAGCGCAGGGCGAGUGGAACGGCACGCUGGAGUUCACCUAUAGCAGUGGGGAAACCAAAGUGAUCGACACAACCAAACUUCCCGUCACCAGGAAGAAGCUGCGGCCGGUGGAAAAACAGGGGCGGACAGAAUCCAGGCGGUUAUGGCAACAUGUCACCAAGUCGCUGAAGGAGGGGAACAUCGAUGAGGCCACGGAGCACAAACACAGGCUGGAGGAGCGCCAGAGAGGGGAGGAGAGGCAGAGAGCAGCUGAUAACAAACCCUGGACACCCAAAUACUUCACUAAAGAGGGAGAAGGUUGGAUCUACAACAGCCCACUGUGGAAGUCGACCUGACAGCAGCGCAGCGUUCUCUUCUCAUGGACAAUAACCGAGACCCUGCCUCCCCAACACUGAGGACAGAGGUCAGCAGGUCAAACAUACAGUAGGCAGCGGUGUCCUCCACAGACCUUCAGACCAGAGCUACAGACUCACAGAGUGACACUGUAGAGACAUGAACAGGAAACAAGCAAGGUGCCAAAGGGAUCUCCACUGUUAUAACCAAGAAGGGGGUUUGAGCCUCUGGGACAAAAUUACAUUUUUAUAUACAGUUAAUAUAGUAUUACUAUUCAAAGUAGAGUAUUUCUAUUUUUCACCUUGCCAAGGCCUUUUUUGCACACGCACACUAAUGAAGUUUGCCACUGGUGGGUUUUUUUUUUUUUUAAUGUUUCCUCAGACAUUGUCAAUGUUUGUUUCCAAGCAUUUAGUUUGUCAUACAGCAUUAGAAUGAAGUCAAGUCCCCUCUAACACAUAAUACUGUAGCUGAGCACUUUUACCAUAGAAAUAAAUGUACUAUUUUAUAUCUAUGGCUUUUA